CACCUGUCACCUGCUCCGGCCGAGCCUAGGGCGGGCCGGGGACCGGUAUAAAGCAGCAGGCGCCACCUCACACGCAGCUCCUUCCCGAGUGUGUUCCGCCCCCUCCCCACCCAGCUCACCACCACCAUGACGCCGCGCUUCCUGGCCCCUUGCUUCCUCCUGCUCCUUACAGCCCAGGACACCGCUGGCACCUCGUCCCUGACCAUCAGCCCUACCUCAAGCUCGGCCUCCGCCCCAGGACUCCCUGACACUUCGCCCCUGACCACCACUGACAGGUCGUCCCUGACCACCACUGACACCUUGUCCUCGACCACCACUGACUCCCCGUCCCCGACCACCACUGACACCUCAUCCCUGACCACCAAUGACACCUUGUCCUCGACCACCACUCACACCUUGUCCUUGACCACCACUGACACGUCAUCCCCGACCACCACUGACAUGUCCCUGACCACCAACGACACCACGUCCCUGACCACCAAUGACACCUUGUCCUCGACCACCACUGACUCCCCGUCCCUGACCACCACUGACACCUCAUCCCUGACCACCAACGACACCUUGUCCUCGGCCACCACUCACACCUUGUCCCCGACCACCACUGACACGUCAUCCCCGACCACCAAUGACACCACGUCCCUGACCACCAAUGACACCUUGUCCUCGACCACCACUGACUCCCCAUCCCUGACCACCACUGACACCUCAUCCCUGACCACCAAUGACACCUUGUCCUCGGCCACCACUGACACGUUGUCCCCGACCACCACUGACAUGUCCCUGACCACCAAUGACACCACGUCCCUGACCACCAAUGACACCUUGUCCUUGGCCACCACUGACACCUUGUCCCCGACCACCACUGACACAUUGUCCCCGACCACCACUGACAUGUCCCUGACCACCAAUGACACCACGUCCCUGACCACCAAUGACACCUUGUCCUCAACCACCGACUCCUCGCCCCUGACCACCACUGACACCUUGUCCCCGACCACCACUGACACCUUGUCCCCGACCACCACUGACACGUCGUCCCUGACCACCAAUGACACCACGUCCCCGACCACCAACGACACCUUGUCCCUGACCACCACUGACAUGUCGUCCCCGACCGCCAAUGACACCACGUCCCUGACCACCGCUGGCACCUCAUCCUUCACCAGCAGCCCCGCCAGCCACAGCGCCAGGACCACCACCAGCGCCACUAACCACAGUGUGGAGCCCGUCACCUCCUCCAAUCAUAAGACUUCUCCCCAGUUGUCCAUUAGGAUCUCCUUUUUCUUCCUGUCCUUUUCCAUUUCGAACCUUCAGUUUAACUCUUGUCUGGAAGAUCCCAACACCGACUACUACCAGGAGCUGCAGAGAAACAUUUCUGAGUGGUUUUUGCAGGUUUAUAAUCAGGAAGAUUUUCUGGGCCUCUCCAACAUCAAGUUCAGGCCAGGAUCUGUGGUGGUAGAAUGCACCCUGGCCUUCCGACAGGGCACCACCGAUGCCCUCAACGUGAGGACACAGCUUGACGAGCACAGAGCAGAAGCAGCCAGAUACAACAUGUCCAUCUCGAGUGUCCGUGUACGUGACGCGUCAUUUCCUUCCGCUGCUGGGUCCGGGUCUGGGGUACCCGGCUGGGGCAUCGCCCUGCUGGUGCUGGUGUGUGUCUUGCUGGCACUGGCCGUCGUCUAUCUCGUUGUCCUGACCGUGCGUCAGUGCCGCCGGAAGAACUGUGGGCAGCUGGACCUCUUUCCGCCCCGCGAUGCCUAUCACCCUAUGAGCGAGUACCCCACCUACCAUACCCACGGGCGCUACAUCCCCCCUGGGAGUACCAGACGCAGCCCCUAUGAGGAGGUCUCCGCGGGCAACGGCGGCGGCAGCCUCGCUUACACGAACCCGGCGGCCACCUCUGCUGACUUGUAGGGCGUGUUGCCUGCCCGCGUCCAGCCGGUGCCAGCUGCCUCCCCCGGGCUCCUUGCUGCCAGGCCUCUCCUCUCAGCUCCGUCCUGGGCUGGUGAGCUGGCAGUUCAGCUUGGGCCACUCACAGGCCCCAUCACGUCCCCUCACUGGCCUCGGCCCUGCCGAAACCCAUUGGAGCCCCUUGGGGACAAGCCUGGGACAGUGGCUCCCAGGAAAACAGGCCCAGAGAGCCCUGAGAGGGAAGUUAGCCCCAGAAUGUGGCUGAAUAAAACGUGGACCCCCUCUGUGCUGCCA
Messenger RNA from Acinonyx jubatus (cheetah), 2205 nucleotides. It is a transcript of the gene MUC1, whose product is annotated as mucin 1, cell surface associated. NCBI's taxonomy places the organism in Eukaryota, Metazoa, Chordata, Mammalia, Carnivora, Felidae. The transcript is spliced from 8 exons. The coding region runs from base 127 to 1914 and encodes 595 amino acids. The record is from RefSeq and is a predicted model, not a curated record. Gene Ontology annotation, cellular component: apical plasma membrane.